GUUGUUGUGCGUUGAUCGCGACUGGGUUGUGUCGCUCGUUCUCUUUUCCAACCUAGCACGGACUCCGGCUUCUUACCUUGCCUCGACAGCUCAAGUACCCGGCUGGGCAUGUUGGCCACGAUGCAACCUACUCGGCCAGCUCUCAGAGUGGAUGUUACCGGAUCGAAGAAGAGUGCACCACCCUCAAGCUAUGUCUCUACCGCGGCCGACGACACGUACACUCAGAGUAACAUAUCUAUAUUUCGCUCGUCAAAUAUGGAGAUCCACGUUCACAGUCCUUCUGUGAAGGUUGUCGAGGGACGGGCUUCUCAUUCUUUACCGGUCUUCGGUGAUCAUGACAAGAUUGGAGGCACCGUUCACCUCGAUCCGAAGUUGGCUUCUACGGCAGGACGUUUGACUAUAUCUAUGGAGGGCACAUUCGUUUACGUUUCUCCAAAGCUACAUGAUGAUGAUGAAUCCACUCUUCGUCGCAAGCCUCGCCAUGUGUUCUUUACGUCUUCAGUAGUCCAUCCAUGUGGCGACAAUGGCAGUCCACGAUCUACAACUUCUCUCCGUGGCGCGUUCGCUGCCUCCAUGCGCUCGGUACGUCUGGACCGUCGACCAAGCUUGCAAGACAUGACGGGAUCACGUCGACAAGUGUUCCAAUUUGCUUUCGAUGUCCCUCCACCCAGUAGACCAGGAGAGGAGAUGCCACCUACAUUUUCUUCCGUUGUCAUGACUGGCACAGAAGCUCGCGGCCGGACUGGCGUAGAGCGAGCGGAGGUUGAAUACAAAGUGGUUGCUCUGUGGGAAGGCGCUGACCCGAGCGAACAAGCAAGGCUCGAAGCUCCCAUUCUCUUACAACCGGACACGGACUUCCAGUCUUUGGACGGCUUAUCACUAGAACCAGAGAGUUGGCUGGAAAUUCCCUUAAGAUCUGAUCGACCCAUUCCUUUUAAGUGUGCAAUUACGCUGCCCGUUCCUUCUACCUUUCCAAGAUCAGCAUCUAUCCCUUAUUUUGUCGUCUUUACAACUAAACCACGCUCCCCAUUACUCGCGCGUGAGAUAGCUGUGGAUGCUACAGUCUCAGUCUCUCUCCUUCGCCAAGUUACAAUUGUGACAAAUCAGUCAUCUCCACACUCGUCCUUCCAUUCAACUUCCACGUCUCUGUCGUCUAGCAAUAGUGAUGACUCGGACGCUCCAUCAAGCUCAACGCGGAAGUUUCUGCGACGCAUGGCCAAGAGCACACCUAUUUCACAAGGUCAUAUUACUCCUUCAGAGUCACGGAGACAGCGCAAACAUAGCCAUACGGUGAAAGACAAGCCUCUCCCUGACCUGCCACCUAAUCCCGGCUUGUUGGAGACGCGAACCUUGCAUACUGAUAUGUCCAUUGGCUUCCCGAAACGGCCUCGCAAUCGUGUUGAACCCAAUGAAACACACCCUUCAUUGGACGCACAUAGCUCCCUUCCGGAUGGUCUGUACAAGGGUUCAAUGCAACUGAACAAAAGCAUGCUGCCAUCUAUAGAUUGGGCAGGUUUAAGUGUGAAGGUGUGUGAAUUGAUCACUGAUAACGCGCUUUUUUUCUCACACGACAUUUGUAGUAUUUCCUCGAGGUCUCAGUCCUCUUCAAUCAAGACGAGCUGCGAGCUCGCAUACCUAUUCGGAUUUUCUAGUUUAUUCUUGUUCACUAAUAGUCACUGUUGCAAAGCUUCGCAUUACGCUCGAUCUCACGACUCAUGCUUGCGCAAUGAGCACCCAUGUUUAUAUGCUAUUUAAAUGGUCCACACCCUCCACAAUCUUUGCUGUAGGUCUGAUUUCAAAAGAACCGCAUUUCUUCCGCGGAGACAUACCUCUAUAUGGAUACUUCUCAAUGACUGAAGAUAUGUAAAGAAUUUCUCUUGUUCAACUACCAGGAUAUAUUUGUACUAUGCACAAAGUUGAAUUAGUUUGAAGUUCGUGCACUUGUAACAGUUCUUCUGUGCGAUGUGUUCCGACACGUGAGUCAAUAUU
Somion occarium is the source of this 1989-nucleotide messenger RNA. The record is from the annotation of a GenBank genome assembly. Lineage: Eukaryota; Fungi; Basidiomycota; Agaricomycetes; Polyporales; Cerrenaceae.